AUGGCACCUACCUUUGACAGAGACCUUGAAAUGACAAAGCGCGGAGGACAGAAAACGGGGAAGUCAAUGUGUAAAUUAUCAGGAAGUAAAGAUAUUACAUUAACCACAACUAAAUCUGACAAGACUGGCAAGCCAAUAUCCAUACUAACAACGCGUUACACGGCAAAUGCGAAAUGUGAGCCCAGAAACAAGAGUAUUACAUUAGUUGGCAAUCGCCGGUUUAAAUGCAGACCGAUAAACCAGGAGAUAAAGGAAAGGACACCAGGGUCGACCGGGAAAAUUAAGAAUAUUACUGUCGGUUGUGAAGUUUUCAUCUUCAACUAGAAGCAUGCUGCAAGACAGAAAUGCUGGACCAAAACUCG
This is a messenger RNA of Paramuricea clavata, 362 nucleotides long. NCBI's taxonomy places the organism in Eukaryota, Metazoa, Cnidaria, Anthozoa, Malacalcyonacea, Plexauridae. The record is from the annotation of a GenBank genome assembly.